AUGGCUUCAUCACCCUGCACGCUUGCGACGUGCGACGUCUCCGACAGCCCGUACGGCUACCGUCCGGCACUAACAGGCAGCGCCGUCUUCGCCGCCGUCUCGGCCCUCUGCCUCGUCAUCAACGGCGCCGUCGCCGCUCGGUCAACACAACGACACGCCACCGCCCCCUUCUCCGUCAUCGUGACCCUCGCCUGCGUGCUCGAGUUGCUGGGCUGGGUGGACCGCAUGGCAGGCUGGACCGAUCCCUGGGCCGUGUACCCUCUCCUGCAGAGCAAGGCCCUGCUCACCAUUGCCCCCAUCUUUGUCACUUCAAGUCUCUGCAGAAACUCAGAUUCUGAUUCUCUGUUCUGCAGUAUCUACGUCUGCCUUGCACCAAUGGUUCGGAUUCUAGGCACAGAACACUCCUUCAUCAAACCAGAGCUCUACAGCCCCAUCCUCCUCCCGCUGGACGGCCUCGCCCUCCUCCUCCAAAUCGUAGGCCUCGGCGUCGGCUUCCAAAACGUGCCGUACACCCUCUCAUCCCAGACCUCCUACGCACCCAACGACGUGGGCGCCAAAAUCAUCCUGGCGGGCCUGGCCGUCCAGCUCGUGACCCUGGUUGCCGCGGGCCUUUCCCUCGCUUUCAUCCUCCUCCGCGCAGCCCGCUCCUACCGGCAGUACGGCUACACCACCUUCCACCGAGACGUGGGCUACGUACCUCUGACGGGCCGCUUCCGCAUCUUCGCCGGCGCAGUGCCGUCCGCCAUGGUCGUCUUAUUCGGCAGGAUGUGUUUCAGGGUCGCCGAGUACGCAGAGGGCUUUCGGGGCCCGUUGGCGAGGGGCGGCGGGGAGGGAUUGUUUCUCGGGCUCGAGGGGUUUCUUGUCGGGUACGCGCUCUUGGCGAUCGUGGGGUGCCACCCGGCGUUGUUCUUGAAGGAUGGGAAGAUGGUUUCGAGGAUCGAGUCGGAGCCGUUUGUGGGUAUUGAUGGUGUUGGGAGUACCGGCGGGAACGGCGAUCACGAGAGAGAUUUGGAGGAGCUUAGUAAGGUGUAUCAGAGGCACCACGAGGAGGAGCAGAGGUUGUCGAGAUUUGAGCGUGUUUGA
Molecule: messenger RNA, 1083 nt
Organism: Colletotrichum fioriniae
Lineage: Eukaryota; Fungi; Ascomycota; Sordariomycetes; Glomerellales; Glomerellaceae
Cellular component (GO): plasma membrane; fungal-type vacuole
Source: RefSeq, a predicted model, not a curated record